Messenger RNA from Aspergillus chevalieri, 2766 nucleotides. It is a transcript of the gene xlnR, whose product is annotated as putative C6 transcription factor. Lineage: Eukaryota; Fungi; Ascomycota; Eurotiomycetes; Eurotiales; Aspergillaceae. The transcript has 3 exons. The coding region runs from base 1 to 2766 and encodes 921 amino acids. Gene Ontology annotation, molecular function: DNA-binding transcription factor activity, RNA polymerase II-specific; zinc ion binding; DNA binding. The record is from RefSeq and is a predicted model, not a curated record. Gene Ontology annotation, biological process: DNA-templated transcription; regulation of DNA-templated transcription.
AUGUCGACUGCCUCAUUCCAACAGUUCAACCACGCCCCCGCGCCACCUUCCGGCUUGGACAUCCUCGCCGAAAGCUCGGAGUAUGCGUUCGGGAAAUCCCCCCGGAACCCGUCGCUCUCUGGGAAUAACGAGCACAAUGCCAAUGGCGCAUCAAGUUCUGGGGAUUUGUCGCGAAAGGAUUCCCUCGUGGAAGGUGUGAGUCGCAAAAGGCCGUCUAUGGAGUCUGCCUCGGGUCCUGUUCGGAGGAGGAUUAGCAGAGCGUGUGAUCAGUGUAAUCAGUUGAGGACGAAGUGUGAUGGGAAGAACCCGUGUGCGCAUUGCGUUGAAUUUGGCUUAACGUGCGAAUAUGCUCGAGCGCGCAAGAAACGUGGGAAAGCGUCUAAGAAGGAUCUUGCUGUAGCUGCGGCUGCGGCCACCGCGGGAGCUGCGAAUCCACCGUCUGAUCGUGAUAUGGAUACGGACAGAGUGAAUAAUGGUGUGGUGGCAAGGGAGCAGAAUUCUCAGGAUGGAUUUUCGUCGCGGGAGACUACGACGACGUUCGAUGCUGCUCGGAAUGCCAGCAUGCCGGCGCAAUCGCAUUUACCAACUUCGGAGAUACCAGGCAUGGUUGGGAUACAGAAUUCAAAUCAAGUGCAGCAAGGUACCCAGGCUCAGGCCCAGCAGUCACACUUGGGAGCUUCUGUGGAUGGGAUACAGGGUACAUUGAACGAUUCGAACCGGCCCAUGUCUGUUUCUGAUCUCAGACCGUUACAGAUGCUUCACCCAUCAAAUACGAACCCCCGCUCGCCAUCGACAAGCAUGCUGCCACCGAAUGGAUUCGGUUAUACAGAAACUGCAUACCCGCUGAUGAACUCACAAGAACCGAAUCAGUCGUCUCUCAAUCAUUUUCGUCUCGCUGGCUCUGCGGAAAACCCUUCGGCCCCAUUCAUGGGACUUUCUCCGUCGCCUGGCUGGCUACCUCUUCCUCCUCCAUCUCCAGCCACUUUCCCAUCAUUCAGCAUACACCCAUUCCCUAGCUCACUACGAUACCCCGUGCUACAACCAGUGCUACCUCAUAUCGCAUCUAUAAUACCUCAGUCACUGGCUUGCGACCUUAUGGAUGUCUAUUUCACCAGCUCUUCUUCCUCUCAUAUCUCGCCUCAGUCGCCAUAUGUGGUGGGAUAUGUCUUCCGGAAACAAUCAUUCCUCCACCCAACAAAACCACGAGUCUGUAGUCCCGCCCUGUUAGCUAGCAUGCUCUGGGUAGCUGCGCAGACGAGCGAUGCUGCUUUCCUGACAUCACCCCCGUCAGCACGAGGGAGGAUCUGUCAGAAGUUGCUUGAGCUUACCGUUGGCUUGCUACGGCCUUUAAUACACGGUCCCGCUGCGGGAGAGACGUCUCCCAAUUAUGCUGCCAACAUGGUCAUUAAUGGCGUCGCUCUAGGCGGUUUUGGCGUCUCUAUGGAUCAAUUAGGCGCACAGAGCAGCGCAACAGGAGCUGUGGAUGAUGUCGCGACCUAUGUGCAUCUAGCUACAGUUGUCUCUGCGAGUGAGUACAAAGCAGCUAGCAUGCGAUGGUGGACUGCAGCUUGGGCCUUGGCGCGAGAACUCAGACUCGGUCGUGAGUUACCACCCAAUGAUCUCAACUCACGACAAGACGGAGAGGGACAAGAUGGUCGUGAUAUGGCAGAAAAUGCUCAGCAGCAACCGCCUUUAGUCACGCCCAUGGGAAAUGGGGUCGACGUUACGGAAGAAGAGCGAGAAGAGCGCCGACGGAUUUGGUGGUUGUUAUAUGCAACAGAUCGCCAUUUGGCGCUUUGCUAUAACCGUCCUUUGACUCUACUCGACACGGAAUGUGCAAGGCUACUCCAGCCGAUGAACGAUGACCUCUGGCAGGCGGGAGACUUUACCAAUGCCGCUUACCGUACGCCAGGGCCGCCGUUGGAAUGCACUGGCCACAGCAUGUUCGGCUACUUCCUUCCCUUGAUGACCAUUCUAGGAGAGAUAGUCGACUUACAGCACGCAAGGAAUCAUCCCCGAUUUGGACCAACGUUCCGCAAUAGCAACGAAUGCAAUGCCCAGAUGCUGGAGAUCACCCGCCAGCUUGACGGGUACAACCGGAGCCUAAAGGAAUUCGAAGCGCGCUACACCAGCAACCUAGUCCUAGGGACAGAAUCCGAGCCCACGGCAGUUGACGGUACGCAUCUCGACCACGUCAGCCCAUCCGGCCGAUCAAGUAGCAGCGCCGUCGGAACGCGAGUUAGUGAGUCCAUAGUGCACACGAAGACAGUCGUCGCCUACGGCACGCACAUCAUGCAUGUCCUCCACAUUAUGCUUACAGGGAAAUGGGAUCCCAUCAAUUUACUAGACGAUAACGACCUCUGGAUCUCGUCCGAUUCAUUUAUCUCAGCCCUAGGCCAUGCAGUCAGCGGCGCAGAGGCAGUGGCGGAUAUCCUCGAAUAUGAUCCAGACCUGAGUUUCAUGCCGUUCUUCUUUGGAAUAUAUCUUCUGCAAGGUAGUUUCUUGUUGCUGUUGACGGCGGAUAAGCUACAGGGUGAUGCUAGUCCGAGUGUUGUACGGGCUUGUGAGAUUAUUGUCCGCGCGCAUGAGGCUUGUGUUGUGACGUUGAAUACGGAAUAUCAGAGAAAUUUCCGUAAGGUGAUGCGCUCGGCUCUCGCACAGGUUCGGGGACGAGUACCUGAGGACUUUGGUGAGCAGCAGCAACGAAGGCGGGAUGUCUUGUCGCUCUAUCGUUGGUCUGGGGAUGGCGGAGGACUUGCGUUGUGA